GCGCAUGGCUUGGCAGGCGAGCGUGCCCGAGCUGCACGACCAGCUUCGGUGCCCCAUCUGCCUGGAGGUCUUCCAGGAGCCCCUGAUGUUGCAGUGCGGCCACUCCUACUGCAAGGGCUGCCUGCUGUCCCUGUCCCGCCACCUGGACUCGGAGCUGCGCUGCCCCGUGUGCCGCCGCGCGGUGGACGGCAGCAGCUCCCCGCCCAACGUCUCGCUGGCCCGCGUGAUCGAAGCCCUGCAGCUCCCAGGGGACCCGGAGCCCACGGUCUGCGCGCAUCACCGAAACCCCCUCAGUCUCUUCUGCGAGAAGGACCAGGAGCUCAUCUGUGGCCUCUGCGGCCUGCUAGGCUCCCACCAGCACCACCAAGUCACGCCAGUGCCCACUGCCUACAGCCGCAUGAAGGAGGACCUUGCAGCCUUCAUCUCUGACCUGAAGCAGGAGCAGAAGAAGGUGGACGAACACAUGGCUAAGCUGGUGAACAACAGAACCCGAAUUGUUAACGAAUCGGAUGUCUUCAGCUGGGUGAUCCACCAAGAGUUCCAGGAGCUGCACCGCUUGGUGGACGAGGAGAAGGCCCGCUGCCUGGAGGGGGUGGAGGGCCACACCCGCGGCCUGGUGGCCUCCCUGGACAUGCAGCUGGAGCAGGCCCAGGGCACUCGCGAGCGGCUGGCCCAGGCUGAGCGCAUGCUGCAGCAGUUUGGGGAUGAGAGUCACCAUGAGUUCAUCCGGAAGUACCACUCCAUGGCCUCAAGAGCAGAGCUCCAGCAGGCCCGGCCCUUGGAAGGUACAUUCAGCCCCAUCUCCUUCAAGCCAGGCCUCCACCAGGCCGACAUCAAGCUGACCGUGUGGAAAAGGCUGUUCCGGAAAGUUCUGCCAGCCCCGGAGUCACUGAAACUGGACCCUGCCACAGCCCACCCCUUGCUGGAACUCUCCAAGGGCAACACGGUGGUGCAGUGUGGGCUCCUGGCUCAGCGCCAUGCCAGCCAGCCCGAGCGCUUUGACUACAGCACCUGUGUCCUGGCCAGCCGGGGCUUCUCCUGUGGCCGCCACUACUGGGAGGUGGUGGUGGGCAGCAAGAGUGACUGGCGCCUGGGGGUCAUCAAGGGCACGGCCAGCCGCAAGGGUAAGCUCAACAGGUCCCCAGAGCAUGGCGUGUGGCUGAUCGGCCUGAAGGAGGGCCGGGUGUAUGAGGCCUUCAGCUGCCCACGGGUGCCACUGCCAGUGGCGGGCCACCCACACCGCAUCGGGGUCUACUUGCACUACGAGCAGGGGGAACUCACUUUCUUCGACGCCGAUCGCCCAGAUGACCUGCGGCCACUCUACACCUUCCAGGCUGACUUCCAGGGCAAGCUGUACCCCAUCCUGGACACGUGCUGGCACGAGAGAGGCAGCAACUCGCUGGCUAUGGUGCUGCCACCACCCAGUGGGCCGGGCCACCUCCCACCCCUGCAGCCCACCAAGCUGUAGG
Messenger RNA from Castor canadensis (American beaver), 1469 nucleotides. RefSeq names its product tripartite motif containing 50 (gene Trim50). Lineage: Eukaryota; Metazoa; Chordata; Mammalia; Rodentia; Castoridae. Gene Ontology annotation, molecular function: zinc ion binding; protein binding. The record is from RefSeq and is a predicted model, not a curated record.